AUUAGAUGUGCCGUCUCUUAUUGUCUCUCCAGAGGGAGCCAGUCCUAAUCCAACGCAGUUGCUGAUGGGUUAUGCUGAAAUUCUCUGAGAGAUUCUGAUCCAGGAUGAGUAACCGUUUCAAACAGAGGCUGGUCCGCUCCUGGACCACGGUGGUCAUGCUGUACACCUCUGGACAGAGGGACGGGUGGAGACUCACCCUCCUCCACGCCUUCACCUGCCUCUUCAUCAGCCUGGCCCUCAGUUCCCUCCUCUUCCUCAGUCUGUAUGCUGGGAAUGUUGAUCUGAUGGUGACGAAACUGACCGCUGCCAGCUUCUCCUUCCUCCUGUCCGCCGGGCUGUUCUUCUCCAAACGCCUCCGCUGCUUCAUGCUCCUGAUCCUGAUCUCCUGCACCAUGAAGCAGUGCCGGUCCGCCCUGCUGAUUAUGGGCAGCGGACUAGUGGCGUGUCUGGGCUGCCGCAACACCUACAGGAACCUUUACAGAGUCGCUCAGAGCAUAGUGUGUAACCUGAGGAAGAAGAAAGAGCUGCUGGACAUCAGCCCCAUCGAUAACUACAUACGGAUGAUCAAGUGGGUAAGGGAUCAUUUAAAGAUGUUCUCAAACUAUGGCUUAGCUAAGUUUGAGGCCAGUCUGGACGUCUGGCACACGGUGGAGUCUGAGGAGGUGAGGAGGAAACUGGAGCAGGCCGAGGCGGAGCUGAAGCGCAAAGCAGAUGAAGUAGAGGCUGUGUUCAACGCAGUGAUGUCCGUCGGGAAGAAGGUCGCACCAGCGCUGACAACCAUCCUGCUGAUAGCUUUGAUAGUACGUUUCCUCAAGAAAUACACAGGCCAGAAAAAAUACAAGAAUGUGUUCAUCACACGCAGAUUCGUGGAGUAUGAUCAGCGCCAGAAGGCCCUGGGAAAGCCUCACGUUCUCCCUCUGACCCAGGACGAGGAGAGGCGUUACAUCUUCAUACCCUCUGCUAAGCUCAGUCUGACGGAGUGUUUGCCCUUGGCAUUGUUCUUCGUUCCUGUUGGCUUCUACAUCCUGGGCUGGUUCUUUCUGCUAGGGCUGGACGGGCUGCUCUACUGCAUUAUUCUUAUCAUCAGCGAUAAAUUAAAGGAGCUGAAGCGCUUCUAUAUUCCUCUUAUAAUGAAACUGAAUAGUAAGCACCAGGUCUUAUCCAUCCCUGUGGCUGAAGUGAACAGGCAGACGGAUUUCUCCUUCUCCGUGACCUUGUUUGAGCGCGAGUGUUAUCCCGAGCCCACUCUGCUGCUCUCUCAGUCUGUGGUUCCUCUCUGCUCCGUCAUCGCCGUCCUGCUGAUCCUCGGCCUGAUGGCCGCUAAGAUGCUGCAGUUCAAGCUGCUUGCGUCAGAGCACUUCUUCACUGAAAACGCAGACAAAAGGGUGAAACACCUGCACAAGAAAAUCCUGAGCAAACGCUCCAGAGACGGAUUUAUGCCGCUGGAACAGGACCAAUUUCAGAGUCUGAAGAAAAAUAAUCAGGACUCCCCACCCCGAGACGUGAAGGCACAGAACAGAGGACUAAGGGCUUAG
Pygocentrus nattereri (red-bellied piranha) is the source of this 1535-nucleotide messenger RNA. RefSeq names its product dendritic cell-specific transmembrane protein-like. The record is from RefSeq and is a predicted model, not a curated record. Lineage: Eukaryota; Metazoa; Chordata; Actinopteri; Characiformes; Serrasalmidae. The transcript has 5 exons. Bases 105 to 1535 code for a protein of 476 amino acids. Gene Ontology annotation, cellular component: membrane.